AUGUACGCGGAGGACGCAGGGGGCGGGGACCCGUCGGACGAGCCGCCGGCGUUCGCUGGCGAGCGCCCUGGGGCGUUGUCUCCGCCGGGUAGGGUGCACCUCACCCCGCGGCGCCGCGUGGUGCUGCCGGUUGUGCACAUCCGCGCCAGGCCCAUCCUGCCGUACCUGGGGGAGCGGAAGGAGCAGCGCCACGUGUGGUGCCUCGACCACCAGAACCUCGUGGUGCGCUCCAGUAAGGUGGCGUCGGCGCGCCGUCAGACCGCGUCGCCGGUGUGUGGCAGCGGUGCCCCCAAUAGUGCGCCACAGUCGCCGUUUGCGUCGCCGCAGCUGCGGCCCCACUCCGUCUCCCCUGUGCGGUGGAGUGAGCUGCCGCUGGCCAGGACGCCGUUCGGCAGGCAGACGCCGCGGGGUCACCGCAGAGACGCCUCGUGCCCCCGCCGCACUUCAACUGCCACCCCACGGAGGGGAACUCGACCUACCACGCCAACCACGCAGGAGGCCGCAGCGCCCAACCCACCUGGCUUCAUUCGGCGGGAGGAGCACUUUAGCUUUGACUUUAUCCACGGCGAGGACGCAACUCAAGAUGAGGUCUUCGAGGAAAGCGUGCUGGAUUUUGUUGACUUAGCACUCUUGGCGCAAAACGUCGCCAUAGUCUGCUACGGCCCCACAGGGAGCGGCAAGACGUAUAGCAUGAUGGGCCCCGCACGCAGUUCUGCGUUGAGGAAGCGAAGCCCUGUGAUACCAUCAAUGUAUAAUGCAAACUUUUUUGAGGACCGACAGCUCUAUGAGAACAGCAACCGAAGUAAAAUUGGCACCGCGCUUGAGCCGCUGUCGAACAGCCACAGAAGCAGCAGUACCACGGUAGCCACCAAUGCCUCGGGGUCAGCCGGGCUGGGGUCGAUGACGACGCUAACACAAGGAGCACCCCCGCCCGCGGCGGCGGAAAGGGAUGAGGGGCAGCAGCAGCAACAACAGCAGGAAGGGAGAGGCGCGCAGAGUCCAGGGCGUGGAGCGGAUGCCAGAGAAGUCGUGGGGAGCCCAUUAUCUUCGGGUAUGUCUCCGUUCGACUUGGAAUUCCCGCUCUACACGGACGCCUGCGCCGUGCCCAGAAACGAGAUGAGCCUCACGGGACUUAGUAGUGGUCUGGCGGAGUCGUUGUUCGUGGCGGAUGAGGUGAAUGAGGCGGUGGGUUUGCUGCCGCGCCUGGUGCUCAUUUUGCUGGAGCGCCGCGGGGAGACAGUCGUGCUUGAGCAAGAGGAAUCGACGGCCAGAGCCUCACCCGCUGGCCGGUCCGGCGGGGUAGGUGAUAGAAGCCAGGACAGGCAGAGGCGAGGCCGUGGCGCCUCCCUGACGCUGCAGGAGCUUAUCCUUUACGGCGUGGAGCUGUACAUGGACGAGUUCCACGACUUGCUGGAUCCCGCUAAACGGCUGAUCUCAAACGUCAGCGACAUCGGCGGCCUUGACGCAUUCUGUCGGAACAUGAACAGCCCUGGCGCCUUCGCGGCAGGUGGUGCUGGGAAACGCUCGAGUGGCGUGGGCGGCACCCCUUUUCGCGGCGGUGGGGUGCCGGUGUCCUCCGUCGACGACUUCCGCCGCUGCUACAAGCUGGCGUCGCGCAAUCGGGUGACGAAGGGGCACCAGCGCAACGACACGAGCUCGCGCUCGCACGCCGUUUUCAUUCUGCAACUGCAGUUCGACCUGACGGACUCGCGGCACGCGGGCGGUGAGGCCGUGGCGCAGCGCGUCUGCUCGUACGUGGCGAUGGUCGACCUCGCCGGCUCCGAGCGGGUGAAGGAGACGAAGGUGGAGGGGGCCGCGCUCCGCGAGGCGCAGUACAUCAACAAGUCUAUCUCCGCCCUCUCAGCCGUGCUUCUGGCGUUGUACCAACGAUCUAGUCAUGUGCCGUACCGGGACUCCAAGCUCACGCGUUUGCUGCGGCCGUGCCUGGAGUCCGGACACGUGCUGACCCUCGUGCAUGUCACGCCCUGCUCCGCGGAGGAGACGCUAAGGAGCCUCAAGUUUGCAGAGCUGGUGCGUCACACAAACGUACAAACCCACAGUUUGGCAAACGCCUCAACAGAAGUGGUGUCAUUGCUCGAGGACUUGCGAGACCCGCAUGCGGAGGAGCGCAUCGAGGCGUACCGCCGACUGGAGGUGGAGUACGUCCAGCUCUGCGCGGAGAUGCGGCUUGCGUACCUCAGUCGUGACACGCAGGACGUCUCGCAACAGGACUCCCUGACGCCCGCGAUAAACUCUGCAGCUGCGUGGUCUGCAGGCCAGGAAUUGUCGCCAGGUCAGAGGCGCGCGUACAUUAUUGGAACUCUUGUGGAGCGGCAACUGCACCGCUACCGGGCGAUGGAGGACAAACGGAUGCAGGAGGCCGCCGCGGAGAUUGAGAGGGAGUGGGAGUUCUACGUCGAGAGCGCGCGCCGCAGCAAGCGACAGGAGAUUGAAGAUCUACAGACUGCCGUUGAGCAGCUGCAGGCCGUCAAUGCACGGCUGGCGAAGGAGAACAGCCAACCGGUGCUGCGCGACGAGCAUGCCAUGGACAUCAAGCGACACAUGAGGGAGCUUGCUGCCGAGAUGACGAACUGCGCAAGGGAGAAGCUGCUGCUCCGGGAGGGAAUGCGCGCCAUUGACCAGCGCAUUGCCCUGCAAGCGGACUUGGAGCGUUGCCUGGAUGAGCAGCUGCGGAAGACGCAAAGGGUUGAGGCGGAGGCAGGCGGUAACAGUGCGAGGCUGUCCGUCGACGGCCACGUGGAUGGGGAGAUGGGGGAGAUCUUCCACCAACAGCACCUUCUCUCAAAGGAGAUGUCGCUGCUGCGAAAGGAGGCAAGCUGCUUUGUAUUGGGUGACGGGAUCUGGGAGGGGAUCUGGGCCCGCGUCAUGCGGCAGGAGUUACUGCUGGCCAUCAGCAUAGAUCUGGAAAUGCUGGAGGGCAUUCUGCUGCGCCCCCAGUCCCUGCGCUGGGUGCUGGAGGCGAAUGGAUUGACGUCGGAGGCGGCGCGGGAGGCCGCCUUCCCCACGUAUUCGGUCGUCCGUAGCGUCAAGACAUUGCUGGACACCUUCGAAACGCUGAAGAAGCAGGCGGCGGGCCACGCCAACGGUGCGGGGGAGAGUGAGGUGCGGAGGGCCCCGCUUCCCCCAAUUCCACUUGCCCUGUCGAACGGCGACGAGGUGAGAGCCGCGGCGACGCUCGUUGGCUGCUACGGCGACGAGGCAAAGAUGCAGGAGGUGGGGGUGAGGCAGCUGGCCGAGGAGGGGAUCUUCUGCGAGGUCACGUGUCUCUCCAUGGGGGUCGAGGAGCUCGUGCGGCGGCGGCCGUCGGCCACGGGGCUAAUGCAGCUGACGAAUUACAAGGUGCCGUGGGGCUGCUUGCGGCUGGUGCGCCCACCCAAGGACGCCUCCUCCUACUGCCUGGAGUUCUUCCAGCGCGCGUACACCGGCAGCGACAAGGUGCGGGACCGGCGCGUCAUCUCCAUUCCGCUGGCUGAGCCGCAGCUCCGCCUCAAAUUACACGUCUUUGAGGCGGAGGGGCUGCUGUACACCCCGGCGUGGGACGACGCGUCGCCGGCCCCGGACACCGCCCUCCCACUGCUGGCGCUGGAGCUGCGGGGCGUUCACCCUGCCACCAACGCAAGCGCGCAACACCACCAAAAUGGAGGUACAAGCGCGCGCUCGCGGGGACACGCACACUACAACGCCCCGCCUCCCCUCGACACCGGGGGCGCGUACAACGGUCAUGGACUGCUGCCUACUGGCGCUGAAAACGCCAACUCGCGUGACUUUUUGCUCACCAAGCGUCUGGAUUGCGGCGGGGACUUGCUGCUUCCGUCUGGUUGCAUGGCGGCGUGCGAGGAGGGAGGAGGGUGCUUCCUGCUGCAUUUCCCAGAACGGCUUUUUGCAAAAGCAACCCGCACAGAGGCGGUGGAGUGCAUUGUUGCCGCCCUUUCAGGUCUGACGCUGCCUUUGUUUUCGGACGCGUCGCAGGGUUGCUCUUCCAGCACCACCGACUCAGACACCGUGAUUGGUGACGUUCGUGUGGUGACGUAUCAGCACGUGCCGUACGUGCUGCUCAGCAGCGAAGGUGGUCCGCUGCGGGGCAGCCAUGCAACAAGCCUGCCGGUGCCUCGUAGGGUGGGGAUGCAGUUGCUGGGGUACUUCAGUGCCACCCAGAUUCGCUUCUACUUUCAAAUGGAUGACGACAAUGGGACGAGUGAGAAGAGCGAAACGGAUUCGCGUUCCCCGCCGUUUUCCCACGGUCGAUUUGCCAGGUCAUUUUCCACUGCUUGCGCUAUGCUGAGCCGUCUUGGCACUUUAGUUCCCGCCCCUUCUGCUGCGGGCGGCAGUGUUGAUAGCGAAGAGGGCGGUCGUGGGAAGAAUGGCGGCAGCGGCGCGGAGGCCACGGAGGACGUGGAUGGGGCGGAGUCACUGAUGCAGCGCAUGCAGCGGCUUUUCGCAUUUCGCAAAAAGACGUGUGCGCUGGUGCGCCAGCAGAUCUUCGACGCCGAGGACAUUAAGGCGGAGCUCCUUUACAGCUACUCCGACAGCGAGUUGCUGCAAGGGACACACAUCAAGGCUGUGCUGAAGGAGGCUCGGGAAUUGAUCGACCUGCAGCAGCCACGCAGAAGCACGGCUCUUGUAUUGCAUGGGCCCGUGCGUGCCACCCCCGGUUUGUGCCGUGAGAUGUGCGGCACCACCGUUCCCUGGACGCUCUGGCACUGGGCACACCGCUGGAAGGCGCUGCAGGAGGCCCACAGACUCCACCAGGCGCUGACCGGCGCCCAUGACGUGGGCGAUGACUCGGAUAGCGCGGACGACUCUGCGGGUGACGGCGGCGGCGGCCGUCUCUCCACGGUGGCCUCCACCGUGGCCCCACGGGACGCCGCCGGGCAGUCACUCCUCGCCUUUGAGGAGCUGCCGUGCUUCCUCACCUGCAUGGAAUAG
Molecule: messenger RNA, 4947 nt
Organism: Trypanosoma conorhini
Lineage: Eukaryota; Euglenozoa; Kinetoplastea; Trypanosomatida; Trypanosomatidae
Product: putative kinesin
Exons: 1
Coding region: 1-4947 (1648 amino acids)
Biological process (GO): microtubule-based movement
Cellular component (GO): microtubule; kinesin complex
Molecular function (GO): ATP hydrolysis activity; microtubule binding; microtubule motor activity
Source: RefSeq, a predicted model, not a curated record